CAUGUGUACACUCAAACGGAAUUACAGCGAGAUCCGCGAUAUUGGAAAAUGAAAUACGUUGAGAAUGAGCUCCUCGGAUGAAGGAGGCCAUCUGGAGGUCUUAAGUUGUGAAGCUGACGAAGAAGACAAUGAGGAAGGCCCUUUGUCAACCAACAGCAGGAAAAUAUCAUUCCCAGUGGAUUCCAUCUUUAACGCCAUUAUACAGGACGGCGACGUUGCGGAGUUGCAUCAUAUCCUCUCUCGCCGUCUGUCGGAAAUCAACAUAAAUCAGAAAAACCAUAGUGGUCUUACUGCACUUCACUAUGCCGUUCUCACCAAUAAUUUAGAUACAGUCAAAAUGUUGAUAGCUUUUGGUGCUGACGUCAACGCUCAGGACGUAUACGGGUUUAGCGCGUUACACACGGCAGCGGCGCUGGGAAAUAUUGACGUAACGUCCUUGUUGAUUGUGUUCGGGGCAAACGUAUUCUCGCUGACAAAACAAUCCGAGUUGCCGAUUGAUUUAGCAAAGGAUAUACAUGUGAUAAGAAUCCUGAUGACAGAGAUGUGUCAAAGAGUGCAUGUGGAUUAUAUAGUACUCAUGUUUGCCCUGUAA
This is a messenger RNA of Dreissena polymorpha, 592 nucleotides long. Its product is annotated as protein phosphatase 1 regulatory subunit 27-like. NCBI's taxonomy places the organism in Eukaryota, Metazoa, Mollusca, Bivalvia, Myida, Dreissenidae. Gene Ontology annotation, cellular component: cytoplasm. The transcript has 3 exons. Bases 65 to 592 code for a protein of 175 amino acids. The record is from RefSeq and is a predicted model, not a curated record. Gene Ontology annotation, molecular function: phosphatase regulator activity; protein binding; enzyme inhibitor activity.